Neopelma chrysocephalum (saffron-crested tyrant-manakin) is the source of this 411-nucleotide messenger RNA. RefSeq names its product GPN-loop GTPase 1-like. The transcript is spliced from 5 exons. Gene Ontology annotation, molecular function: GTPase activity. Lineage: Eukaryota; Metazoa; Chordata; Aves; Passeriformes; Pipridae. The record is from RefSeq and is a predicted model, not a curated record. Bases 148 to 411 code for a protein of 87 amino acids.
CGUUCCGCUCCGCUCCCGCUCCCGCCCCGCUCGGUCCCGCCGUGCCCCGGAGAUGCUGUCGGGGCUGCGCCGCCGCCUUUUCCCCCCGGAAGCGACCCACGGCGGCAGAUCCGACGUCGGGCUCUCUAGGAGAUCGUCCCCGGGGUGAUGAACCUUCUGGAAAAAAGACAAAAUGCAUCAAGGGAUGUUAUUCUUGACACCCCGGGGCAAAUGGAGGUAUUCGCCUGGUCAGCGUCAGGAACCAUCAUAACCAAGGCCUCGGCUUCCUCUUUUCCUUCAGUUGCUGUGUGUGUGCCGGACACCUCUGGCAGGACUAACCCUAUGGCUUUUAUGUCCAACGUGCUGUAUGCCUGCAGUAUCCUGUGCAAGACAAAGCUACCUUUCGUUGUAGUCAUGACGAAAGUCAGUUAA